GAGCCGCACACUCAUGCACAUGCUGACAGCAUGUGCAUGAGUCUCUAACGCAGGCAGUCGUGCUGUUGGUACGAAGGACUGACAUCUUCGAUUCUGAUUUUGUUUUUGUCAGAUAGACAGAGAAAAACGUCACAUCAUGAGAGACAAAAUCGUAUAUAGCAUCAAAGAAAAGAUGGCAGGCGAUUCGACCACACCAGACGAUUUGCCGCGCUCUUUCAAUCCGGCUUCCGACCCUUUCACAAGGCCGAUGAAGGUGGACUACGACGAAUCCAGCAGUGACGAAAGUGAUAGCGAUGUGAAUAAAGACGUGCUCACAGCUACCCCCGCCGAUGAUGAUUCGAAUGAAAGAUCUUCGUUCUCAAAAGCCGCACUAGAAGACGUCGACGAAAGGGAAGAACCGCCAGAAGCUGUUGAUGCGGCAAAUCGUAUCACCCAAGAGUCAGCUGCAGCUCCUGCUGGCUCUGACGAACGGAAGCGAGCUGGCACAGCACCACUGAUAGUAGAUCCUAGCGGAAAUAAACAAGAACUGGCUCAGUCGAGUAUUCCCACGCCCCAAAGGCAGGUCAGCACGGUCGGGGAACAAAGGCAGGAAGGAGAAAAACUAAAUGCAAGACAUGAUCAAGCAGGGGAGGCCGACGAAUCCGUGGACGGCAAGGAAUGGUAUGUGCGGGGCGACUUUGCGAAGGCCGUGGAAUGCUGGGAGAGGAGCCUCCAGUCUAUCGCCUACGUGCGGAGCAAGGCAGGGUACGCAGGCAACAAGCUGGAGGAGCUUUCCAACUUAGAGCACGCAACUCGGUUGAACCUCGCGCAGUGCUACCUCAAAACGAAGGUGUUUGCCAAGGCGGUCGAGGAGUGCGAUAAGGUUCUCGAGAGUAGGUUUCCAGACUACAGAACGGCAGCAGUCCGGGCUGGAAAGCUGUUCCAGGAAGCCGCGGCCCAGGAACAGAAUCGACGAAGCGGUUCUAAUAUCUGCUCUACUUCGUCCAAGCUGCAAUCAGACGAACGACAACGAAGUUAUGUGGAGCUACCCUCGUCCUGUUUGAAGACAAUCGCUGGUGAAGCGGACCACGACGAGAACAUGGAGAAAGAAAACGGUGACAAAGACAGCGCUGCAUUGGAAGAAAAUACGGGAAGAUCAACAUCAGAUUUUGGGUCCGGUCAUAAUGCAUUCGAUGAACAAGUGGAUCAAGAUCAAGAGAAAAUACACCCGUUUCUCAUCAAAGCGCUGUACCGAAAAGCGCUCGCGUUGAAAGAGAGCGCCGCGAAGGAUGAUUUGCCGCGCGCACUCGAGGUCCUUCACACGUUGCUUCAAUUCGAGCCCGCUAAUAAGGCCGCCCUGGUCCUGCAUCGAGACACGGUGCGACUGAAGAAGGAAGCCGCCCGCGCAGAAAAAUCCGUCUCACAGAAAAUGUUCCAGUCGGAAAUCGUCACCGAUGAAGCCUCAAACCGCAGCUGGCGCGACCACAACGACGUUCUUUCGGGACAAAAUGUGCUGCAAAAGCUGCAGCAGCGUGUCCGUCUGAUACGUUCGUUGACGGAAGAGACAUUUGAGAAACUGUGCAAAAUCUGGGCGCCGCGUUGGGAGAAGCUUGAAAAGAAAUGCGCGUCGAGGCGGCGACAAUAUUAAAGUCCAAUAAUUCAUCACUUUUUCUUGCAAUUGCUUCAGAGGUGGCCGCACGCCCAAAUCCUUCAUCUCGAUUCAGG
Amoebophrya sp. A120 is the source of this 1704-nucleotide messenger RNA. The record is from the annotation of a GenBank genome assembly. Lineage: Eukaryota; Dinophyceae; Syndiniales; Amoebophryaceae.